Messenger RNA from Papaver somniferum (opium poppy), 1866 nucleotides. Its product is annotated as F-box/FBD/LRR-repeat protein At1g16930-like. Gene Ontology annotation, molecular function: protein binding. Lineage: Eukaryota; Viridiplantae; Streptophyta; Magnoliopsida; Ranunculales; Papaveraceae. The record is from RefSeq and is a predicted model, not a curated record. The coding region runs from base 138 to 1616 and encodes 492 amino acids. The transcript is spliced from 5 exons.
ACUGCCGUUGAACCCAAUGUUCAUUCUUCUCCAGUCCAGUCCUCCAUUAACGAUUCCUUCUUAAUUAGGUUAAGAUCUUCAGUUUUGAGUGAAAAUUGCUGAAUUGUAUCUGCGUUAUUAGGUCAUACUAAUUAAGAAUGGAAAGAGGAGAUUCAAGUUCUGGAGAAGAUAGGAUCAGUCAAUUACCAGAUUCCAUAAUUCAUCACAUCCUAUCUUUCCUGAGCGACACCACAUAUGCGGUUCAGACAUGUGUUUUGUCUAAAAGAUGGCGAUAUCUGUGGACUUCUCUGCCGGUGCUAAAAUUCAGUGACGAAUUUCACCAUCGCGAUUCAGAUGUUGAUGACAUUGACAAUGUUGAUGGUGAUCUUCAAGACAUGUGUUUUGUCAACCGCUAUAUCAAAUUUGUCGACAAGGUACUCACUCUCCGUGACAACAACUCUGAUAUACAAAUAUUUCAUUUUCAAUAUUCUCCAUCUUACAACAACCCUGAUGAGAAAUCAGAUAGAUUCGUAAAUACAUGUAUCGCCGCUGCUGCCAGCCAUAAUGUUCAGGAAUUAUACGUUAAGAUUAAACCUCAUAACGAUUUGGAGUUUCGUUUGUUAAGUACUUGUAAAUCGUUGACGAAACUGGAGCUGGAAUUGUCUGGUUAUGACGAUGGUGAUUAUAACAACUGCUCCAUCAUUUGUAUUCCUCGUGAAAUAAGUUUUCCUAGGCUCGAAUCGUUGUGUAUGAUCCUUAAAUUUUUUCCAUUUGAUGACGAGGAAUCAACUAAUAAGUUCUUUUCAAGUUUUCCUAAUCUAGAAUCGUUGGUAAUAGUUUUUCGGGGAUGGAGCAGUGGAUUCCGGGAUAUGAAUCUUACAAUUUCUUUGCCUAAACUCAAGUGUUUCAGCUUCAAGGUUGAGGAUCAGGGUUAUGAAAUCAAUAGUGUGAUUAAACUGUAUGCACCAAGUCUGACAUCCUUCAUUUGUAAUAGUGACAUGGUAACAAGUUUCAUUGUAGAGAAUCUUCCAUCUCUAGUAACUGCUGAAAUUCAGAUAUGCGUUGCUGCGAGUGGUAGAGAGAAAGAAUUUUAUGCCCAACGUACGAUGGGACUUUUGAGAGGGAUUCGUUCUGUCAAAGUAUUAACUUUAAAUUUUUCUAUCCUCAAGAAUUUGGAGCUCCAGACGGACCAGACCUGCUUUUCGAGAGACUGCCUGCGUUGGGUAUUCUAUAUACUUAAGAGUUUUCCUGAUAUAGAAUCUGUUUCCCUGCGCAUAUCACAGCAUCACGACGAGCCUCUAUUAGAUGAAUAUCGUGAAGAGGUAAAAUCUUAUCCAGAGAACAUAAGAGGAGACUACUGGGAUGCAGAGUUAUCUUUGCCGUGCAUGAUAUGUCACCUAAAGUUUGUGGAGAUUAAUGGUCUUUGUGGAUGUGCUGAUGAACUGAAGUUUUUAGAGAUAUUGUUGAAACAUGCCACGGUGUUGGAGAAAUUGGUAGUCGCCAGUGAUGCUACUGAACGAGACUCACAAUUGGAGAAACGGAUGGCGAAAUUUAGUGAGAAGUUGCUAAAGUUUCCUACAGCGUCCAAGAAAAUCCUUAUCUUCUUAAAAUCCUCAGUGCUUCUGGAUGGUCUAUGAAUUUGCAGAAUAAUAGAAGUGUUUAAGAAGUGCCUCCUCACACAGGACUGAGGAAGUCAUCUAGCUAGUGCUAGUAGAUAAAUGUAGUUAACUGUUAGUUUUUUUUCCUUGUUAUGAUGAGAUCUUCGAUGGUCUUGAGCAGCACGUGACAAAUGUUUCAGAGGAGUUCUGACCUUCCAUUUGUUCAAACUUGCGACUGUCUUAACUUAAAACUGCUAAGAUUUUGUCAACAGAAUGCACGAUGUUCAGA